Molecule: messenger RNA, 945 nt
Organism: Fonsecaea erecta
Lineage: Eukaryota; Fungi; Ascomycota; Eurotiomycetes; Chaetothyriales; Herpotrichiellaceae
Exons: 1
Coding region: 1-945 (314 amino acids)
Source: RefSeq, a predicted model, not a curated record
AUGGCCCAAAAAAUUAUCACUGUCUUCGGAGCCACAGGCAACCAAGGUGGCAGCACAGCCUCCGCCAUCUUCAACAACCCUAGCUUGUCUUCCAAGUAUAAGGUCCGUGCUAUCACUCGCGACACGUCCAAGCCAGCAGCGCAAGCUCUCGCCUCGAAGGGCGCCGAACUAGCCAAAGCCGAUAUCAACGAUAUCGAAAGCGUGAAAGCUGCCGUCGCGGGUUCAUACGGCGUCUUUGCUGUCACAAACUAUUGGGAGACCAUGUCCAAAGAUACCGAGAUCCAGCAAGGCAAGAACAUUGUCGAUGCAUGCAAGGCCGCGGGUGUCAAACACUUGGUGUGGUCGACGUUGCCACAUGUGGGCAAACUGACCCAAGGCGAACUUACCAAGGUCGAGCAUUUCGAAUCCAAAGCUGAAGUGGCAGAGUAUGCCGAGCAGACCAAAGGCGACAUGCUCGUUUCGUACUACAUGCCGGGAUACUUCAUGUCCAAUCUCAGAACCCAAAUCAAGCCAGACGAGGAGAGCGGCGUGCUCACGCUUAGCCUCCCGUGGAAUCCUCAGAGUACCUGGGUGCCUUUGGUAGAUAUUCAGAACGACACCGGAUUGUUUACGGUAGGCCUCCUCGAAGCUGGACCGGCCGCCAAUGGGGCCUACGUUCAUGGUGUGGGGGAAUGGAUGCACCCUCAGGAUAUUGUCGACACGCUCUCGAAGCUCAAGGGCAAAGAUAUCAAAUUUGUGGAACAGCCUGCCACUGUCGAGUCUAUUGCCAAAAUCGGGAACAAGGUUGGAGAGGAACUAGCAGAAAAUAUGAUACUGAUCCGAGACUGGAGCUACUACGGCAAAGGUACGGAAAAGACCCAGGCUGAAAGCGACAAGUUCUUGGUGCCGGGCUCGAAGAAGACUUCUUGGAAGGAAUUUGCGGAGCAGGCGAAGUGGCCUUUCUAG